GGGGAACGCUGCUCAUACACUACAUUACCCAGAAGUCUAAUCGUCUAACAUUCAGAGGAAGGAGACCGGGAGCAUGGCAGCCAGGAUACUAACGAAAGCGAUCCACAGUCUCCGAAGUCCUGGUGUGGUUGGAGGUGCGCUCUCCUGCAAUGGCCACACGUUCUCUAGUGCCGCUGCGGCUGCCAGACCUCCGGCCCCCAGCGAGGACGCAGCUGUGAAUGAAAAGAUCCUGAACGUUCCUCUGACCCAGCCUGACUACUUCCACCUGUCCGAGCUGUUCACCGUAAAGGACCUGUUUGAGGCCCGAGUGCACCUUGGACAUAAGAAAGGCUGCAGACACAGGCUGAUGGAGCCGUAUCUGUUCGGCAGCCGCCUGGAUGUCGACAUUAUUGACCUGGAGCAGACUGCGGACCACCUGCAGAGGGCGCUGAACUUCACGGCACACGUGGCGUACCGUGGCGGAAUCGUGAUGUUCGUGAGCCGCAGACGUCAGUUCGCUCACCUGGUGGAGAGGACGGCGCAGGAGUGCGGAGAGUACGCGCACACGCGCUACUGGCAGGGUGGGCUGCUCACUAACGCCCCCGUGCAGUACGGGCCGGGAGUGCGUCUGCCCGACCUCAUCGUCUUCCUCUCCACGCUCAACAACGUCUUCCAGACGCACGUGGGCAUCAGAGACGCCGCCAAAAUGAACAUCCCCACCGUCGGGAUCAUGGACUCCAACUGCAACCCGAGCUUGGUUACGUACCCGGUGCCUGGCAACGAUGACACGCCUGUCGCCAUGGAACUGUACUGUCGGCUGUUCAAGAUGACCAUCAACAGAGCGAAGGACAAGAGGAAACAGAUGGAGCUGCUCAAGGGGAUAUGAGAGUGAUUGAUAGCAGGGUGGACAGAGGGAGGAGGGGGGAGCAGAGGGGCAGGGAGGUCAUCAUUUAGGCCAGAGGUUCUCAAUCACAGUCUUUUGCUGUUAACCUGAUGGUCCAAAAGUCAGCAGUGGUCACCAACCCUCGUUCGGAGGUUUCACCUCCAACCCAAAUCUCCUGUCAGCUAAUUAAGGACUUCUUAAAGGGGAAUUCCACCAGUUUCUCAAAAUUUUGCAUAAUUCAGCUGUUGUGAUUUGACCUAGAGACAGUUUACAGUGGUGAUGAUGCGAUAUAUAUAUAAAACACAAAUAUUGCAAUUUUAUUUACUAUCCGAAAAAACAACCGGUGAACCUACACGUGUCUUCUGAGUUUUCACAUGGAAUGUUGAUGCUAAAAUAGUGGGAAAAGCCCAGGGGGACCCUGCAUGUACCCCUGCACCACGUAUGGAUUUAAAAAAAAAGAAAUACAUAUUUUAGGCCAAAACCUUCUCAAAACUACUGUAAAUCAAUGUCUCAGACAUCAGGCAGCAUUGGGUUCCCAUCAUCACUACUAUGAACAGUUUUGACUCUCUAGAAAGGAGCAUUUCACAUCAGAUGGAAAAAUGUACACAGGAUGAAAACAUAUCUGGUUUAGAACAGUGUUGUUUACUGUCCCCCAUAAAGAUAAACAGGUCAGAACCGGAUUUACAGCAUGACGACAGGACUUCAGUGGUCUAUUAGUGAUGCAGCCUGCAAUAUCUAUGUUUUCUUUAUCAUGAUAAGCGUUCCCUAUGUGAAGUAUGCUAAAUUAAAGAUGGGUUCAUGUUCAUAUUUA
Messenger RNA from Colossoma macropomum (tambaqui), 1673 nucleotides. RefSeq names its product mitochondrial ribosomal protein S2 (gene mrps2). Gene Ontology annotation, cellular component: mitochondrial small ribosomal subunit; ribosome. The record is from RefSeq and is a predicted model, not a curated record. Lineage: Eukaryota; Metazoa; Chordata; Actinopteri; Characiformes; Serrasalmidae. Gene Ontology annotation, molecular function: structural constituent of ribosome. Gene Ontology annotation, biological process: translation.